GACCCGGAAGUGACAGUUUAUGCUGCUGGCUUCACGUAGGUGAAAAUGAUUCUGACAACAAAACUAUCGCGUGUCAAACUAGUUAGCUAGAUAUUUGGUUGAAAAGUAAUGAUUGUGUAACACUGGCAGAUAAAUUACAAUCAAAACACCGUUAGAUUGUCACAUCUGCGUAGACUGUGGUUGCUAGCAAUAGCACCGACAGGGCAAGUACACUGUACUACGCUCGCAUCAACUCAACAACAGCGCCGUGGAGGACUAGCUCGCUGGCUUGCUAGCUACUGUUUCCUCCAGCGAAGUGGCUCCGAUGGCGAAAAACACUCUUUCGUCGCGAUUCAGGAAACUCGACAUAGAUGAAUUUGAUGAGAACAAAUUCGUGGAUGAUCACGAUGAGCCUGUCGACAAUCAAGGACCCGACGGCGCGGAGAUAGACAACCUCAUCAGGCAAGGCGACAUGAUGACAGCUUUUCACAUUGCUCUCCGGAACCCUCCUGUCAACACUAAGAAUCCAGCAAUAAAGGAAAGGGCUCUGGCAAUAGUGCUGAGAGUGUUGACGUCAUUCAAGUCCAGUGAUAUCGAGCCAGCUGUCAAGUCGCUAGACAGAAGCGGGGUGGACCUGCUUAUGAAGUACAUAUAUAGAGGCUUUGAGAAGCCCUCUGACAAUAGCAGUGCCAUUCUCCUACAGUGGCACGAAAAGGCUUUCGCAGUUGGGGGCUUAGGGUCAAUCGUAAGAGUUCUGACUGCCCGAAAGACAGUUUGAGGGGACGUGCUUUAUCACAUGGAGCAUCUCCUGCAUGACCACUGACAAGAGGAUUGACUGCCUUCUGUAUAAGGGAAAGUAGCUUAUUACCACAAUACAUUUCUUCCUGAGAAUAAAAACCCUUACACUACAUAAGUUAAAGACAAAAAAAAAGGGAACAUUAUUUUCUGUUAGAAAAUAUUUAGCUGUAACUAAGGAAAUUGAUAUUUGUUCAUGUAUAGGAUUAUCAUUUUUACCUAAUCACGAGUUUGUCGUUCUUUCGCCAUUGCAUUUCUUUCUAUUAUCCAUAAGUAUCAGCAUGUUUCUUUGAGGGUGGGGGAAGGUAAAGAGUUUCCCUAAUGACAUGAACAUGGCAGGUGAAAGGCUGUGCAUCAACUGUUACUUGGUACCAACGGUACCUUUAUACCUGUGUGUGUGUGUUGUGUGAGCUUGCGAGUAUGUCCUUUGGCUCACAGUGUUGAAUAUUUAGAUUUACGUUUUUCUCAUUGUCAGUUUUGUACAGACAAAAGUACAUUUAAUAUAAAGAGACAGAUUCAAUUAAUUGGUGGGUGGGGGAUUUCAUUGUAAAGUGCCUGCUGCAAUAAAACUCAUGGAUCAUCUUAA
Oncorhynchus tshawytscha (Chinook salmon) is the source of this 1360-nucleotide messenger RNA. RefSeq names its product actin-related protein 2/3 complex subunit 5-like protein. The record is from RefSeq and is a predicted model, not a curated record. Gene Ontology annotation, cellular component: Arp2/3 protein complex; cytoplasm; actin cytoskeleton. Gene Ontology annotation, molecular function: actin filament binding. The transcript has 4 exons. Gene Ontology annotation, biological process: cell migration; Arp2/3 complex-mediated actin nucleation; regulation of actin filament polymerization. NCBI's taxonomy places the organism in Eukaryota, Metazoa, Chordata, Actinopteri, Salmoniformes, Salmonidae. Bases 305 to 757 code for a protein of 150 amino acids.